GAGGAAGCUUCUUGCACAUCAGAAAAACCCGUCUUUGUUCUACUGUGCUUCUCUUCAUAAUCAUCUAUUUCUUCUUGCAUCUUACAUGCUUGCUGAUAUUCCUCUGAGAAUCUCUUGUCUUAAAUUUCAAUGUCUCUGUCUUUAGAACACGAUUACAUAGGCUUAUCGGAUGCCUCUUCUUCUUCCUCGUCUUCCUCCACUCUCACUGCUGAAGAAGUUGAGAAAUCCAGCAAUGCUCUCAACCUCAAGGAAACAGAGCUGAGGCUUGGGUUGCCUGGAUCUGUAUCACCUGACAGAAAGGGUGUGCAGGAUAAGAGCGUGUACGGCCUUGGCUUACUGAAGAAGAGAGGGUUCUCGGAUGCUAUUGAUGGAGAUGGGAUGUGGGUUUUUGCUGGGGGGAAUGGGUCUGAGGCUGAUUUGGGAAAAGGGGGCGUUUUGUUCUCUCCGAGAGGCGGGAAUGCUGCGGCAGAAGAGUUGGGUCGGACUCCCGCGUUGAAAGAUUGUGGCUCGUCGCAGAAGCCCGCAGCUGGCGUCGUCUUGCAUGAGAAGAAGCCUCAGAUUUCUGCUGCAAAUGAGCCUGCUGCCAAGGCGCAGGUUGUUGGUUGGCCCCCAAUUCGAUCUUUCCGGAAGAACACAAUGGCUACAAACCUGGCAAAGGAUAUUGAGGAUGCUGACAGUAAUGCCGGAAGUGGGUGUAUGUAUGUUAAGGUUAGCAUGGAUGGUGCUCCGUACCUUAGGAAAGUCGACCUAAAAACCUAUGGCAACUAUAAGGAACUCUCGUCGGCACUUGAGAAGAUGUUUAGCUGCUUUACCCUUGGGCAGUGCGGUUCUCAGGGAGUACCUGGCAGAGAUGGGCUCAGUGAGAGCCGAUUGAUGGAUCUUCUUCAUGGGUCGGAGUACGUGCUCACUUAUGAAGACAAGGAUGGAGAUUGGAUGCUUGUUGGUGAUGUUCCAUGGGAUAUGUUCACUGCCUCUUGCAAGAGGCUGAGGAUCAUGAAGGGUUCAGAGGCAAUCGGACUAGCCCCAAGGGCCAUGGAGAAGUGCAAGAACCGGAACUAACGGCGCAACAACCACGAUUGAAUUCAGAAGCCAAAGAUUUUGAAGGGCCAUUUCGAAACGGAGAGGCCUAGAAGGAUUUAAACUACGGUUUUCUUUCCCAAUCAUAUUCCUUUCUUCUUCUUCUUUUUUUUAAAACUUUUAUUUGAUAUUGGCUUUUAAAAUGGACCAAAACAUGUAGCGAGUAACAUUUCAUAGAGACCGGUUAUCAAGUUGUCUACCGAAGUCUUUGUA
Magnolia sinica is the source of this 1290-nucleotide messenger RNA. RefSeq names its product auxin-responsive protein IAA27-like. Gene Ontology annotation, biological process: regulation of DNA-templated transcription. Lineage: Eukaryota; Viridiplantae; Streptophyta; Magnoliopsida; Magnoliales; Magnoliaceae. The record is from RefSeq and is a predicted model, not a curated record. Gene Ontology annotation, molecular function: protein binding. The transcript has 5 exons. Bases 130 to 1059 code for a protein of 309 amino acids. Gene Ontology annotation, cellular component: nucleus.